Perca flavescens (yellow perch) is the source of this 3337-nucleotide messenger RNA. It is a transcript of the gene diras1a, whose product is annotated as DIRAS family, GTP-binding RAS-like 1a. Gene Ontology annotation, biological process: signal transduction. The coding region runs from base 207 to 806 and encodes 199 amino acids. The transcript is spliced from 4 exons. Gene Ontology annotation, molecular function: GTPase activity; GTP binding. The record is from RefSeq and is a predicted model, not a curated record. Lineage: Eukaryota; Metazoa; Chordata; Actinopteri; Perciformes; Percidae. Gene Ontology annotation, cellular component: membrane.
GGAGGGAGGAGGUUGAGGAGGAAGAUGGGGGGGGGCUGAUGUGUUUCUGAUGAUGAUGAUACUGUGAGUCAGACAGCGGAGGCUUCAGGAUGUUCACAGCCGCUCCAGAGUAACAAUCCCCGGACACACAGAGACGGACGACCCGCCUGCGGAGACACGCACACAGGUCAGUUAUCCAGAGCAGCAGGUGGACUCCAACUCCCAGAAUGCCCGAGCAGAGUAACGACUACCGGGUGGUGGUGUUCGGAGCCGGCGGCGUCGGGAAGAGCUCGCUGGUCCUUCGGUUCGUCAAAGGCACCUUCAGAGACACCUACAUCCCCACCGUGGAGGACACAUACAGACAGGUGAUCAGCUGUGAUAAGAGCGUCUGCACGCUGCAGAUCACCGACACCACAGGAAGUCACCAGUUUCCUGCCAUGCAGCGCCUCUCCAUCUCCAAGGGCCACGCCUUCAUCCUGGUCUUCUCCAUCACCAGCCGCCAAUCACUGGAGGAGCUCAAACCCAUAUACCAACAGGUCCUGGCCAUCAAAGGUACCGUGGAGUCCAUUCCCAUCAUGCUUGUGGGCAACAAGAGUGACGAGACGGCCCAGCGCGAGGUGGAGGCGAAGGAGGCCGAGGCUCAGGCAACCGCCUGGAAGUGUGCCUUCAUGGAGACGUCGGCCAAGACCAACUCCAACGUGAAGGAACUGUUCCAGGAGCUGCUGUCCCUGGAGAAGAAACGGGACAUGAGCCUGAGCAUCGACGGCAAGCGCUCGGGAAAACAGAAACGAGCCGACAAGCUGAAGGGGAAGUGCAGCAUCAUGUAGAGCGAGCGGCGGCGGCGGCGGAGUCGCUGUGCAGAUGUGGAACAGCAGAGGCUGGAAGGGAGGGGGGGUCUGCUGAUAAACUCCAGUAGAGACUCCCCCUCCCGCAGAUGCGUCUUGGGUGGCUCUCCUCCGUCUGUCUGAACACUGAAGCCCAGAGGAACAAAACGACGAGACCGACUGAUAAUGGAUUUAUACCAGAGCCUCGGGGCUCCUCCUGGCCCUGAACUGGAUUGUGUUUGUGGUCCCAAAAUACUUUUAAUAAACACUUACACCCCCAUUUAACUGCUACCGCCAUAAAACUAAUAUUAUGAGAAAGGAAUACUCCACUGAUUUUAUUCUGAAUCCUGAGCCAAAGCCACGAAUGUAACUUAGAUAGAUAGAACUUUAUUUAUCCAAAUUGAAAAUAGUGUGCCGCAGUUGCAGAAUAAAACGUGCUCAAGCUCUGAUUUGUUUCAGCAGCUCCUACAAUUCCCAGGAUUUGUAGCAAACACUGAGAUGUAGUUGAAAUACUACACGGGUCUGAAGCUGAGACUCAAGCAGAGCUACAACCUGAUUCUUUAAGGCCCAACCCAAGUGGUACUGCCAAGUUUGAGACCCUGACACGUACCAUAAGUUCUAGAGUCAGAAAAAAGAUAAAUUAGAAGAUACCUGAACCUGAACCCAGCCAGAGACCUGAGCUUUACCUAAACAAAAUGGGCCAAAACCAACUCGUCAGGUUCAGGUUGGACAGAACUCUACAGACUCCUCGAUUUCAGGUUGACAGAAGGGACUGUCGUUAGCAGGUUGCUAACGAGAGUAUAAAUCCAUUCAAGAGAAGUACAGAAUUGCUAACUUUAGCUUAACAUCUGAUAGCAACAAGGCUUUUUCAAUCGUUAACCUGUAACCCCCGAAAAUAAUGGAACUAGCUAAUGAUAUACUAACUCUUGGACUUUGAAACAUUAAUUACCUACAUUAUAGUAAAGCUAGUUAGCUGGACCUGCUAAGGUAACAGCUUAAAUUAAAGCAGCGCAUCCAAUCCUUAAACUUUUUACUCUUUUGAUUUUGGGAAGACUAAAAUGAGUCAUCAUCCUCCAAACUUUCUAAGCUAAGACUGGACAAUCAUGGGGUUUACUGAAUUAGCAGCGGCUCGAACACGAACGCAAAGAAAACAUUGUUUGAAUUACUAAACGUUAUGCUAAUAUCCUAGCCACUUAGUUGCCUUGCUACCAAGCAUACUUCAGCUUCACAGCCUUCACAUGUGGCUCGGCUGCCCCCUGGUGGAGGAGGGGAGAAUUUGUUUUUAAUAAAGGUUUUGCAUUUCUGCAACCACAUCUUGUGAUGGGCUGCCUCGUGACUCUCCAUGUAUUGAUCAUAAAGGCAGCCGUUAAACAGCUACAGAUGAAGCUGAAAAACAGUGGAGUAUUCCUUUAUCUUAAAAAGAUGAGUGACAUUUCCAUUAUGAUCUGUUCUUGGUGGCUAUGAUCGUAAACACUACCGGGCUUUACGUCCACAUAACACAUGACAAGACUGCAGAGGAAACGGCAGCAAACGUCAAAAGGCUUUCCAAGAUUCUCACAAACACGCCUGUCCAUCGGUCCGACUCACCGGACACAACAACCAUUUGCAUUGACAAGUAGCCGCUGAGCAGCAGCAGAUGAACGAACUAUUUACAGGUAAAUGACUUAAAGGAACAUUCCAACAUGUUCGGAACCAUCUCCAGAGUCAGGGGUUUUCAGUUUCAUUGCUGCGUCCAGUGCAGAGAGAUUUGUUUAGCCUAGCUUAGCAUAAAGACUGGAAGCAGGGGGAAACUGCUAGCCUAGCUCCAUCAAAUGUUACAUGUUGGCAUUUAAGCCUGAAUUGAAAAGGCAGUAUUAAAAAACAAACAAAAAAAAUUACGGAAGCCUUGAAAGACACGGCGAUAUAAAAAAUUGCCAGCAUCGUUGGCCAAAAUUUCCGUUUAUCUUUUAGAUAGGGGAUAAUAUCUCCUACGUACGACCUAAACCUUAAAGCUUUAAGGGUGAGAAAGUUGUACAGAAGAACGAUUAGUGCACGAAACAAAAGGGAAUUUAAAGUUCAGCCAAAUGCAGCAUAAACAAAAGGUUUUACAUUCUUAGUCAACUACAAAUAUCUUCUAUAAAACAUGAUGGAACUGUGCACCCCUGCCGACUUGGGUUGAACCGUGUUUGGUAGUUAUCGCUGUAAUUGCUUCUGGAAUUAACUGGAAUCAUGUUGAGUCAAGCCAUUACGCAGAUCGGCGGGUUAGCUUUUGUGCAACUAGGAAUUAAUUAUUUUCUCAGAUUUAGCAGGUUCAAGCAUAAUUCAUUUGCAUUUUGGAAGAUGGAAUACAGAAAUGUCCUUGCCACCCCCCCAACGCAAUCUGACCUCUCUGCAAAUUGCUAAAACGAAAGUGGUCUGUAUGUAGUCUUUAUUUUAGCAAAGUCUUGUGAACUCUGCUGCUUGUUGAGCCUCUUUCUCUCCACUAGCGGUCCACAUGGCUAAUUCAUAUUCCUGAGAAGUCAUCAGACUACACUUUGAGCUUAUACUUUCUGCUG